Tupaia belangeri chinensis (Chinese tree shrew) is the source of this 1216-nucleotide messenger RNA. It is a transcript of the gene WDR53, whose product is annotated as WD repeat domain 53. The record is from RefSeq and is a predicted model, not a curated record. The transcript has 3 exons. Gene Ontology annotation, molecular function: protein binding. Bases 124 to 1194 code for a protein of 356 amino acids. NCBI's taxonomy places the organism in Eukaryota, Metazoa, Chordata, Mammalia, Scandentia, Tupaiidae.
CCUGUGAUGCGGAAAUCUUCAUAAACAUCUCUUGAACUUUAUCUGUCCUGUUUCACAGUGAUGUCUAGCUGGACUAAGUGCACAGUGUGAGCACCUCCCAAGACCAGAAUCUUUCAGGCCAUCAUGGCAGUCAAGUGGACUGGCGGACAUUCUUCUUCUAUUCUCUGCCUGAAUGCAAGUAAAGAAGGGCUAGUGGCUUCUGGAGCAGAGGGUGGAGAUCUCAUGGCUUGGAGUGAAGACGGGAUUCCAUUAGGACACAUGCAGUUCCAAGGGGCCGAUGAUGUUACCAGUGUCUUAUUUUCUCCCUCCUGCCCCACCAAGCUCUAUGCCUCACAUGGAGAAUCCAUUAGCGUACUGGACAUCAGGUCCCUCAAAGGUUCGCUGGACCAUUUUCAUGUGAAUGAAGAAGAAAUCAAUUGUCUUUCAUUGAAUGAAACUGAAAACCUGCUGGCUUCUGCUGAUGACUCUGGGACAAUCAAAAUUCUAGACUUGGAGAAUAAGAAAGUUAGCAGAUCUCUGAAGAGACAUUCCAAUAUCUGUUCCUCUGUAGCUUUUCGGCCUCAGAGGCCUCUGAGCCUGGUGUCUUGUGGACUGGAUAUGCAGGUGAUGCUGUGGAGUCUCCAGAAAGCCCGACCUCUCUGGAUUACAAAUCUGCAGGAAGAUGAAACAGAGGAAAUGGAAGGCCCGCAGUCACCUGGCCAGCUCUUAAAUCCUGCUCUAGCCCACUCUGUCUCUGUGGCAUCCUGUGGCAAUAUUUUUAGUUGUGGUGCAGAAGAUGGUAAGGUUCGAAUCUUUAGGGUGCGUGGAGUCAAGUGUGAACAGGAACUGGGUUUUAAGGGCCACACUUUAGGGGUAUCUCAGGUCUGCUUCCUGCCAGGAUCCUAUCUGCUACUUACUGGAGGUAACGAUGGGAAGAUAAUGCUGUGGGACGUGGGCAGCGAAGUCGAAAAAAACCAGAGGAGUCCAACAAAACAGACCCAUAGGAAGAAAACUAAAAGGGCAACUCACACCAAGCAGGAUGGAAAUGCUUCCGUAACGGAUGAGAAAGAACACGGCAAAAUGUCACCGAAGCUAAAUAUUGAACACGGAGAAAAAGUGAACUGGCUCUUGGGUACAACAAUAAAGGGUCACCAAAAUAUAUUAGUAGCUGAUCAAACAAACUGUAUAUCUGUAUACCCCGUAAAAGAAUGUUAAACUGAAUAAAAAUAUUUGAACG